GUGAGGCCUACACCGAUGAAGCGGAGCAGGAGGUUGUGUACGUCGAGAUGCCCGGCCUGUCUAGCACAGACGAAGACAGCAGCGAGGAUGAAGUUGAUUUCAAGAUGGCCUCCAAAAUUAAAUUCAGCCGGGAUCCCAUCAGGGUGUUCUUCACAUACUCCACGGACGACUAUGACCGCCGCAAUGAAGACGUCGACCCAGUGGCGGCGUCAGCGGGAGUAUGAGCUGGAGAAGAGGGUGGAGAAGAUGGAUGUCUUCCCAGUAGAACUUCAGAAAGGUUCUGAGGGACUGGGUCUCAGUAUUAUCGGUAUGGGCGUCGGCGCUGAUGCUGGCCUGGAGAAACUUGGCAUCUUCAUUAAGACCCUGACUGAAGGCGGCGCCGCUCAGAAAGACUCCAGAAUUCAAGUGAACGAUCAAAUCAUCGAGGUUGAUGGCAAGAGUCUUGUUGGGGUCACCCAGGCAUAUGCGGCAAAUGUUCUUCGGAAUACUCAAGGAACUGUCAAGUUUCUGAUUGGUCGAGAGAAGGAUCCGAGCAAGAGUGAGGUUGCCAGGUUGAUCCAGCAGUCUCUGGAACAGGACAAACGACGGGAGGAUCUACGGAGACAGGAACUGGAACGGCGGGCCAACGAGGAACGCAUUCGGAAGGAGGAGGAGAGGAUGAGGCUGAAGGAGGAGUUCACACCCAGAGAUGAGGUCCUGGAACACAAACUCAAGGAUCACGAGGAGAUGGAACGCCAACACAGUCACAUGUCAGAGUCAGAAAAGGGCAUUGUUGAGGACCAGGAAAAGGAGGCCACAUCAUUAGAUAUGGUAGAGGGAGCACCUGCUGCAGGGGAGGCAACUCCGAUGUCGAUGCCCUCGGGGAUGGACAGUGAUAUGAGUUCUCCAGAGGACGACUUUGAGAAGCCAACUGUGGAGGUGUUUGAGCUGCCUGACAGCAGCAGCGACUCUAUCUCACCAGACAUGGAGCCAGAGGCACUGUUCAUUAAAUUAAAAGAGUCUCAGUAUAAGAAUGCUGUUGCUGAUGCAGAAUUGGCCAAAUUGAGGGCAAAGAUGAUCCUGCUGGACAAGGCUGAAGCACAGAAGAAGCUACAGGAGAAGAAGUCGGAGGAACUGGCUCAGAAGCUGAAGGAGGGGGAGAAAUCCCAUGAAAACACCCGCAAGGAGCUGGCUCACUACCAGGAUCUGAUGGAGGGAUCACAGGGCCAGUAUAUCAUGCUGGAGAAGAAGAUGAAGUCAGAUUUCACAGCCUUGGAGAAGAAGUACCACAAGGCCAAGAAACUGAUCAAAGAUUACCAAAUCAGAGAGAAAGACUUCAUCCAGGAGAGGGAAUCUCUGAUACAACUGCAGUCGGAGAAGGAUCAGCAGUACAACGCUCUGGUCAAGUCACUCAAGGAUAGGAUAUUCCAGCUUGAGAAGGACCUGAUUGAGGCACAGAAGGCAGCUGGUCUGCCUGUAAACUUGUCAGGGGACACUACAAAGGAUAACGAAGAAUCGGAAUUCGUGAAGGCUGUCAUCACGUCCAACGGACUUGAAGACACCACAUCAAGUUUAUCGUCAGCCAAACAGUCGAGGGAUGACCUCUCGGAAAUAUCUACAGGGUCCGACCAUUCCAACUCAGAACCAGUCACAACGCCAGAUAUCCUCAAUGAUAUGGAGAAGUCGUCCCCCACCAAAUCAGAGUCUGCUCAGGAUCUGGGGUCAGUGCCCUCCACCCCUCUCCUCGACACCUCCGCCCACCGCGCCAAGGCGCAGCUGGCCAGUGGUAUGGGUGCCAGAAGGCCCCCAACCAAGAGGUCAAAGUCUUCUGAGAGUGACCAGGACACCAAUGAAACAGACAGUCUAAGACACGAGGGCAGUGAGAGCGGCUUGGAAACUUGGAUCAAGCAUGACAGCGACAGCACAGUCAGGAAAAGUGAUGCUAAAAAGCGUCGAGCAUUUCAGCCAAUCGAAGCAAUUCCUUCACCUCCGCUUCCCCGCUCUGCUCAUCCUCCUCCUCCGCCCAUUUCGUCUCAGGUGGCUCCCCCUGUGAAUGAGAGUGAUAAUAAUUCUGAACAAUCGUCACGGUCUAGGAGAGGGAGCCACUCUGAUAAUUCUUCAUCAGUUUCUCAGACAUCCUAUGAUCCAUCACAGCCUAAUUUUCGAAAUAUGGAUGGUGAGAUUCCAGACUUUUCGGGAGACAGUCAGUCAGGGGAGAUCACUGUGGUGUCUACCAAAUUUUCUGGAUCUAAAGGCUUUGGUUUUCCUAAAUUCUCGCUGAAGCCCAAGUCCUCCGGUGGGGGCAGUUCCAGCAGCAGUGGGGUUGUGCUGCUGUCUAACCGACCACGUGACAGUCCUGCCACCCCUGAUCAGGGGGGGAUAACUCUCAUUUCUAAAAAAAACCUAGAUACAGGCUUAUAUGAUUACGACGGUGGCAGCAGCUCAACCAGUGAAAUUUCGUCGUCGUUGAUGGUGUCUGAACUUGAAGAUGAGGGGAAGUCAAGCAGGUUCAACAUUUCAGGGACACCAGCCACAGGGGAGAUGGUUGCUCCCAAUAAACGUAACCAGAACCAGUUUGAGUCCGUGCCCCCGCUGGACUGGACAUCGGAGCAUGUGUGUCGCUGGCUCAUCCUGCUGGAACUGGACAAGUACAAUGAUGCCUUCCAGGACAGGAACAUCUCGGGACCACAGCUGCUGCAGAUGGAUGGUUCUAAACUCAAGAGUCUUGGGGUUACCAAUGGCAAAGAUCGUGAACUACUCAAGAAGAAGAUCAAGGAGCUUAAAGCUGCCAUUGAGAAAGAGAAGAAACAGCAGGAGAAGGAGAGGAAGGCACGAGAGAAGGAACAGAAGAAACAGAUGAAGAAGAAGUGAACACUUCAAGGCAGCUGUGAUUGGCUGAAAAGUGAAAUUGACACAUUUGAUUGGCCAAUAAAGUGAAAAGAACCAUUCCUCCUGUUUUUCGGAGAAUUAUGAGGAAUGUUGUGGAACCUGGUCACCUGACUGAAAUGGUGGACACAGAUGAUCGGUCUAGAGGAGAACCUGCAGCUAGGACUGACUAAAGUGUGUCACAAAUGUGAUUAUCAGUACAGUGAUAGUUCCCAUGUACAGUUGUGUAUGUACACACCAGCAUGCCUGUAAACCGGUCGUAUAGUACCGGACAUAUGGGAUGUGAUAAAACCCUUGAUGGGUUAUUUUAGUGAUCCACCCAUGACAAUGACUCUGGAGAGAAUGCUCCAGCUAGCCCUCAGCAACAAAUACCCUGAAGUGUGUACAGAUUGAGAGCUGCAUUGCAGAUAGGUCAAACCGAUCGCAGGAUUGUAUUUUUCCUGCGGCGAACUUGUAUCAUGAUCAUGCUGUGGUACGUUUGUCAACACAUCUCGACGAAUUUUACCCAUGCAAUAUACCAAUGUAUUAUAGAAUCUGUAUAAAAAGCAAAUUGUAUGAACAUGUAAAACAAAGUGAUUGUGUAACAUUAGAUCAUGAAACCACAUCAUUGAUUGAUUUCUAGAUAAUCCAUUCAUCUCAUAGGGGGAGCGCUGUUGUCAUUAUUUUUCACAUAUAUCGGUGUAAUACACAGCUAACGUCAAUGUCAAGGUGAAGGCCGAUCCACUCAGUUGCCAAACAAUCAUACACAGUGUCAGGAUUUUCAGGGAUGUACUAUUUCUGGUCACAUGACUGAAUUUACAAGUUGAUGAAACUGCUAAUAAUUGAGAUCCGCAUUUACAAGUGAAAUCAAUUGUACGCAAUCCUGUUUGAAAGAUGAUUGAUUGAUUGACCAGUCUGUGGUGCAACGUUUUACUGUUCAUAGUCGCGUCAAUUCCAGCCUUCUUCCCACGCCAUGGAGACCUGCUGUGAAAUAAAUGAAAUACUGUUUUUAAUUCGGCACAAGGCCUCAAUCAGUGUUAGAAGUACAGAAAGGACCCAAGCCUGUAUGCUAAUAGGAAAAUAUCUUCUUGAUCCUGACGAAAUGGAUACUUCGAUCAUGAAUAUAGUUUCAAUUUACCAUGGGAUAUGAAAAUACUUGGAGGAAAUCAGUGUAAUGUUAACCAGAUAUCCUUUCUACCUGAUGUGUUGCUUGAGUGAAGUACCUUGAGAAGUAUUCAUAUGUUACAAUUCAGUAUACUCAGUCUGUCUGUAAGAUAAUCAGAUCUAUAUAACUUAUCUUCGUAUUUUCUGUGUCAGGGUCACUUUAUCCAGGAUCCGGUGUAAUCAUGUUUUCAAAUAUAUUUCAUUCACUUUGUAACCUUUAACUUCUUAUUAACCUUGACCUGUAUUAAUAUCCUUGACCCUAUGUGGUGUAACCUUGACCCUAGGUGAUAUAACCUUGACUGAGGUAUGAAACUGUUUGUCUCAACUUGUGACCAUUAGUGACAGCCCGGUCUCAGAAUGUACAGUCAUAUUGAAAACAUAUUCAUGUGGUUUUUUUUCGUGUGACAAGAACGUUCAUGAUAAAACAUACCAAGGCAGGUUUUUGAGGUUAUCUUUACAUCAAAUAUAUAUGUAUAUCUUACAACCUUGAAGGUAUAAGUUCUCAUGCCAUGUGAACGUUUUAGAAGUGAUGACUUACGAAAAUGCUCAAACUUGAACAAUGCAUAAAGAUAUUCAUUUAGACCAGAACUUGAUAAGUGAGUGCUAUGAAACGGUUAAUAGUGUUGAGUUUUGGACAAGGGAGAUAAUCAAUUGUGAUGUAGAUAACAAUAUGCUCAAUAAAUUAGACAUUUUCAAGAGAGUGAUUUGCUCACAACUUCACGUUGUCUCGAUUGCGAUGUUCAAUUAUGUGUGUCACACCAGGGGAGACAACUUAGUGAAAUAUGUAUCUGUAAGAAGUUUUAUCCAGUCGUUGUUUUCAAAUACUAUUGACACAGAUAAAAGUGAAUUUAAGAUUGUGUUAUCCACUGUUUUUUACUUCCCCACACGUAAAUAAUCUGUUCAUGCCCAAUGAUGCAAUUCGGUACACUUACAUAUGAAACUGCACAAAGCUUGGUGUGUUAUUUCAAAUUUUAAAAGAUCACCAAACUACAGAUUAAAUCUUUUAUCUUCAACACUAGAAGGGGAGGUGGGGUAGCCUAGUGGUUAAAGCGUUGUCUCGUCACGCCGAAGAGCCGGGUUCGAAUCCCCACAUGGGCAAAAUGUGUGAAGCCCAUUUCUGGUGUCCCCCGCCAUGAUGUUGCUGGAAUAUUGCUAAAAGCGGCGUAAAAAAAAACUCAGUCAGUCAGUCAGUCAACACCAGAAACAGGCUUUGAUUGCACCUUGAGUUAUCUCCCUUGGUAUGCCACCAUAUUGUUUGUUGCUUCUGAUUGUUGUCUGUGUUGCUUGUUGAAGUCAACUGUUAUUAUUUACGUGUGUAUCCAUGUCGGUACUUUAUUUCCUGAACGAAAUUUUAAACAUGAUUUGUUCUUAUUCUCUAAGUUUUGUUCCAUUUAUGACAAAAGGGCCCCUAGAGCUUGAGUGACUAAAGGGAGUCAGUCUUGGGUGCAAGUCCCAGAGUGGGUCGUUCAUAGAUUACCAGUUCCACAAGAGCUGUAUGAACCAAAGAAGCUGUAAUUGCCUUGUUAAACUAAUGCAAUCAAUUUUCUACCAGACCAAGUGCUAAUAUUCAUGUUGUGAGACGAGAGGCUGCUCUGUCUGUAUUCUUCUGUUUAAUGGGAUUUGUUGGGUCAACUUCACAACUCUUCUUUAUAUGGCUUUGUGAUGACAAUGCAGGCACAUAGACGUCUUUAUAUUCAAAAUGGCUCAUUAUGUGUUCAAUAUACAUUAGAGUGCAUUAUUA
This is a messenger RNA of Haliotis rubra (blacklip abalone), 5749 nucleotides long. Its product is annotated as neurabin-1-like. Bases 16 to 2850 code for a protein of 944 amino acids. Gene Ontology annotation, molecular function: actin filament binding. The transcript has 20 exons. NCBI's taxonomy places the organism in Eukaryota, Metazoa, Mollusca, Gastropoda, Lepetellida, Haliotidae. Gene Ontology annotation, cellular component: postsynaptic density; actin cytoskeleton; dendrite. The record is from RefSeq and is a predicted model, not a curated record. Gene Ontology annotation, biological process: actin filament organization; neuron projection development; calcium-mediated signaling.